AUGGGCAAUCUUGCCUUCAAGUGUUAUACUAGCGCGGACCAGCGCUUAGAAGUCGUCUUUCGAACCCAAGUUAGCAAAAACGAAGAUGGAAGCUCAUACCCGCUGCAAGUUGACUGUGUCGUCGGCGAGAAGGGGGUUCGUUUGCAGGCUCUCUUUGACUCCAACUGUAUCGCGCCCGAGACAAUGCAAAUGAUGUUGUUUGAAUUCCGCCAUGUCUACGGUCUCAUACAACAACAACAACAACAACAACAACAACAUCCAGAGACCGUGCUUCGUGAUAUCCAAGGCAUCAGCCCCGAAGGAGCCGAGCAACUGAAGCGAUGGAAUGCUGCAGCCCGUGUCCCCCGCGAAUCAUCCCAUCUUGCCCACCACCUGAUCGAAAAACAGUGUCGGCAACGUCCGUCCUCCCCAGCUGUCUGUGCAUGGGACGGGAACCUCACCUACGAAGAGCUUGAUGUGCAGGCGUCGAAGCUCGCCGCACGGGUCUUGCUCCCCGCCGGCGUCGGCCCCGACCGCUUCGUUGGUCUGGUCAUGGAGAAAUCCAUGUGGACUACCGUCGCGAUGCUCUCCGUCAUGAAGGCUGGCGGCGGCUUUGUACUGCUAGAUGCCUCUCAGCCUGUUGCGCGUCUCUCCCUGAUCUGCGGCAAGACUCGACCGCAGUUCUUGUUGGCAUCGGCCAAACACGUGCCCAUUGCCGAAGCACUGAACGUCCCCUUUCAGGUUGUGUCGCGAGAGAUCAUGGAUUCGAUUGAGCCGGCAUUGCGGCCGAGAGAAAUCCCAGUGCAACCGCAUAACAUCCUCUAUGCUGGCUUCACCUCAGGCUCUACCGGCGAGCCCAAGGGGUUUGUAAUGGACCAUUCGGCCUUCUCUAGUGGUCUGGACGCUUACUGCCAGCAAUGCAACCUUGACGCGCAAUCCCGCGUGCUGCAAUUUGCGUCGUAUGCAUUUGUGGUGAGUCUCACGGACCAGAUGGCUCCGCUCACUCGGGGGGCUUGUGUCUGUGUGCCCUCGGAAGAGCAGCUACAGAACAAUCUCGCCGGGGCCAUCCAGGGCCUGAACGCCAACUGGGCCAAGCUGACGCCGUCCGUUCUCCGGCUGAUCGAACCCAGCGAGGUCUCUGGUCUAGAAACCCUGAUUCUGGUAGGCGAAGGGAUAACUGCCUCGGAAUUAGCCCGGUGGCAGGGCAGAGUCCAGCUUUAUUCACUUUAUGGCCAAUCCGAGAAUGCCAAGGGGACCAUGCUGUCCAGCCGCAUGGAACCCAACUGCGAUACCGUCAAUAUCGGCCGCCCAUUUGCGGCUACCCCAUGGAUAGUCAGCAGCCAGGACCAUAACGUUCUCGUCCCCGUUGGAGCAGAAGGCGAGUUGCUCCUGGAAGGCCCCUGUCUCAGCCGCGGGUAUCUGGAGAACGAGGAGCAAAAUCGGAUCACCUUUGUGCAGGACCCGACAUGGUUAAAGCAAGUUCAUCAUCAUCAUCAUCAUCCACAUGGCUACCAGGGGCCCCGUCGAUUCCUCAAGACUGGGGACUUGGUGCGUUACGAUCCCAAGGACGGCACGAUCCGUCUGCUCGGCCGGAAAGGAACGCGGGUCAAGAUUCGUGGCCAGCGGAUUGAGCUUGCGGAGAUCGAGCAUCACCUGCGAGGGCCGUUUGCAUCGCGCGAGCCCCCCGUAGUCGAAGCCGUCACGCCAUCUGACGACACGAACCCGAUGUUGGUCGGCUUUGUGCCUGUCGGGGGAGACGGAUCUUUAUUCCUUGCUCCAAACGGGCCGUUUCGCCAACAAGCGCAGCAAGCAAUCUCUCAGCUGCGUCAUGCUCUCCCCAGCUUCAUGGUCCCCGCUGCCUUGGUUUGCCUCGGGGCUCUUCCCAGAACGCCGACUGGGAAGCUUCAUCGACGAAAGCUGCGAGAAGAGGCCUCCCGGCUCACCCGGGAGGAGCUCGCCGCGUAUACUUCCGAUGAGGUCGCGCAUAUAGACCCGGCCACGGAGCGUGAGAUCCUGUUGCAACGCGGCUGCAGCGAAGUGCUGGGUCUCCCGCCUGGCAGGAUCGGAAUGCAAGCCAACUUCUUCGACCUUGGAGGCAACUCUCUCACGGCAAGACAACUGGUCACUCGUGCGCGGCAAAGCGGCUGGAUCAUUACCAUCGCGGAUGUUUUCCAACAGCCAUCGCUGGCAGCGCUUUCCCAGUGCGAUCGGUAUAGCGAAGAAGCAGAGGACCAGAAUCAUCGGGUUCGAAAUCCCGAUCCGUUUGAAGCCAUCCGCACCGAGUUCCUUGGUCAGCUCCCGGCGCCGCCGUGGACGGCCGCCCAGAUCGAAGACGUAUUCCCAACCAUCGAGGGCCAGUCCACCUUCGCGGCAGCACAUGAGCUCGACUACUUCCUGUUCGCGGUGACGGGCGCCGUCCGUCCCACGCAGUUGCACCGCGCUUGCCAGACCCUCGUCCAGCAUCACACGAUUCUCCGAUCGGUCUUCACACCCUUCCAGGGGACGAUCCUACAGGUGGUGCUGCGCCAGGUCGCCGUGGAAUUCACGGUGGAACCCCCGAAAGACGGACACGGACAAGACGACGCAGUUAGCCGGGCCCAACGGUUCUGCGCCAUGGAUCUGAAGCGCCCAUACCGCGCCGACGAACCCAGAGUCAUGUUCAAGCUCAUCAUCCAGGACGCUGCUCCUGCCGCCGCAAGCGGGCCGCCGUCCGUGCUGGUGAUGCGACUGCUCCACGCCCAGUACGACGCGCUCUGCCUUACCACCAUCACCUCGGAUCUAUUAGCCGCCUACACCGGACGCGAGGACCACCUCAUCCGAACCGAAUCGGACUUCUCGUCCUACGUGCGCCAGUGCUUCUGGCACCGAACCCCGGCCGCACUGGCGUUCUGGAGGGACCUCCUCCGAGACUCUGCGCAGCCCACGCCUGCGCCCCUGGCGGAGCUCCCAGUGGGCGGCGGCCCGAACGAAGAAGGAGAAGCCAGCGUGAGCUUCGCGCGAACGAUUCCGCUGCCCGUUCCGCCCUCCGGGACCACCAUGGCGACCGUGAUCAAGGCGGCGUGGGCGCUGGUGCUGGCCCAGGAAACGCGCUGUUCGGAUCUGGUCUUUGGCCAGUUUGUCAACUGCCGCAGCUUCGAUCUCCCGGGCAUAGACAGGCUCCUGGGCCCCUGUUUCAAUAUCAUCCCUACUCGGGCGCGCGUCCACCCCCACGGCUUGCGAACGGCGCGGGACCUACUGCGGGAGAUCCAGCUGCAACAUAGUCGGAGCGUCGACUUCGCGACCAUGGGCUGGAAGGACAUCGCGGCCAGCUGCACGCAGUGGGGGGGAAGCGCGCAGCAGGGCUCAGUGGUGAUGUACCAGAAUUUCCAGCGCGAGGUUGAGAGUGAGCAGGGGGGGCUGCGGCUUCGGAAGAUCGGCCAGAUGUUCAAGAUUCCGCCGCUGAAGACUCUUUACGUGAUUGUCUUCCCCUCGGAGACAAGCUUGUCGGUGACCUUGGAAGCGUCCAAUGCGAUUCUUCGCGAGAAGGAGGCGGAGAGCACGCUGGACUCUUUGUGUGGGAAGAUAGAGAGGAUUUGUAAGUAUCCAGAUGAGAGGAUAUGA
Aspergillus ochraceoroseus IBT 24754 is the source of this 3579-nucleotide messenger RNA. It is a transcript of the gene nrps6, whose product is annotated as putative nonribosomal peptide synthase. Gene Ontology annotation, biological process: secondary metabolite biosynthetic process; amino acid activation for nonribosomal peptide biosynthetic process. Lineage: Eukaryota; Fungi; Ascomycota; Eurotiomycetes; Eurotiales; Aspergillaceae. The transcript is spliced from 2 exons. The record is from RefSeq and is a predicted model, not a curated record. The coding region runs from base 1 to 3579 and encodes 1192 amino acids. Gene Ontology annotation, cellular component: cytoplasm. Gene Ontology annotation, molecular function: catalytic activity; phosphopantetheine binding.